CGCUUUUGCUUCAUUUCGCGACGCUGCCGUGUAGCAUCUAGCGCGUAGGUAUAUUAUUGUGUGGCUACUUUUUGUCAUAUUGUGUGGCCGCCGGAAUAUCAGGAAAAUGGCAGACGUAUCUGACGAAAACCUCCAAAAAGAAAUUCUAAAGAUUCUUGAAAAGGCAAACUUAGCAAAAACAUCAACCAAGAAAGUGAGACAGAAGUUGGAGGAGGUAUUCGACACUGACUUGACUGAUAAGAAAGAGUUGAUUGACCAAUAUGUUAUGGACUAUGUCAAUAAAAUGGAAUCAGAGAAUUCAGAUAGUGCUGAAGAAGAAUCUGAUGAAAAGAAAAAGCCUGCACCCAAGAAGAGAAAGAAGAGGAAGGGAUCAGAUUCAGAUAGUGAUUGGGUGAAGAAAAAACCUAAAAAGCAGGCAGCAGCUGGGGCAGGACGUGGCAAAGGCAGUGGCUACACUCGGGCAUACAAACUAUCCCCAGCCUUAGCUGAAUUAAUGGGACAGGAAGAGAUGCCACGACAUGAAGUGGUGAAACGUGUAUGGACCAUCAUCAAAGAGAAAAACUUAUAUGACCAGUCUAACAAACAAUAUGCCAUAUGCGACGACGCCCUCUACAAGGUUAUAGGCACUAAGCGAUUCCGAACGUUCGGUAUGAUGAAAUAUUUGAAAACUCAUUUCUUAGAUUAAUUCACAAUUAAUUAAGUAGCUUCUAUGAGCCGUGGCUAAGCCAUCAAAGUAUAAACGCUAGACUAUCUUUUGUUAACAUUUCUGUGUGAGAAAUAGUUACUUGCAAUGUGACUUUCAUGAGUACUCUGUAAUUUUUGAUAGUGAUCCCGCAAUCUAUGAGUUUUUGUAUAUAUCACCGUAAAAUUGCAAAUACCGUUAGGUUGCAAUCUAUCUCGCAAGAUUGUGAACUGUCGAAAGAUAGUGAAUUACAACGUACUGCUUACAAUUUAACGUAUUAUUAUUCGGUAGAUUGUAAUCUAUCGAAGUGAAACCGUCAAAUUACAAUUCUUAAAUUGUCAACUCUCCGAAGGCUGUCCCUGAUUGGUCGGCUUUAUAGUAAGACCGUAGAACUAACAAAUAUGGUGGCGCGGGGCAUAUGCCGUUCAACCAAUCAGCGCGCGAGGUACGUUCCGUGUUACAAUUUGACGGUUUCCUUUCGAUACUUUACAAUCUACAAUAAUAAUGAGUUAAAUGGUAAGCAGAACGUUGAAGUUCACAAUCUUUCGACGGUUCACAAUCUCGCGAGAUAGAUUACAACCAUAUUAACGGUAUUUACACUUUUUCGGUGACAUAUACACUAGAGCUGCGGUUACUGAAAGUAUAUCAAUUGCUAUUAAAAGUUAUAGGAGUAGCCGCGCUGGCAAUGAAACAGCUAAUAAAUUGCAGAUUAUUGGUCUAACAAUAAUUUAUGUAUUACAUGCAAUUGCCAUCGUGUUGAAGUUUUUGAUCUACACUUAGGUAUUAAUAGAAUAUUUUUAUUAUCAUGUAAUUUGUACUUUAGGUACCAUCUUAUAUUUUGCAUUCAUCUUAUAUCUAAGAAUUAUGUUUAUAUCAAAAACCUUACAAAAUAAUUCAUUUAUCAAGAACCGAAAAUAUCGGAGUCUUUCAAAUUGUUUUUAAAUUGUAAAGUAAUCCUUAUAUUUUCGUUCUAAUGUUGUUCCUUUUUUAAAUUUUAUAUCAUAAUUUUCUUACUAAAAUAAUUAAAAUUUAUAAUGUUUUGCGACAUAUAUGCGAUCCCUCCCAAGCAUUCGGUGAUUUGUAUCUAAGAGUAAGCUAAAACAAACUCCUAUUGGAUAAAUUAUCAGUUUAAAUUGAUAGUGUUCAUAAAAUUAAGGAAAAUUAAUGUAUAUUUGAAACUAUUUUGUCUACCAGAGAUUUAACAACAAUUUAACAUUUGAGGUUACAUCAUUAUUAAUUGAUUACUUAUUAUAUCAUAUUAAAUUUGACAAAACAAUAGUAGACCUUAUCCUUGAACAUCAAAGGUUUUUUAUUGUGUAAACACCCUUGUUUCAUUUAUUAACUAAUGCACGGAAUUUUAAAGUACCAAUUGCUACGAGACGUAAAUAUUUCGUAAUGACAAGAAACAUGAAUUGACAACUUCGCAUUUCAUAGAAAACUAGAAAUGUGUGUAGAUUGUUCAACCCGAAUGGCAUACAGGCAUGAAAUGUUUGUUCUAAAUUCCAAUUAAAAGUCUACCGGCAUUAUUAUCAAACGUAGAUAAAGUUUCAGUGUUGCUAUGGUUACGAAAUUGCGUAUAAAGGAAUGGUAAACAAAACUUAAAAUAAUUAUAAAUAUCUGUAUCUGUAGAUUUUAUUGUUCUACGAAAGAGUUCGUUUUAGGAUGAGAUAUAUAGGUUAUUGUAAGUAAAUGUAUUGCUGCAUUUCUACAUUCUGAACUCAAAUUAAAAUCAAUUAUUUAAUAUCAGAGAUAUAAAAUAUACAAGUUAUUCCGUUCUUAUAGUCCUUACCUGAAUAUAGAAAUGCAGUGGUAUGAAAAUUAAAAUGGAGGUUGUAUAAAUAUCGCCGAGGGAUUAAUUAUCCAAUAAAAUAUUCUAAAACUGCA
This is a messenger RNA of Pieris brassicae (large cabbage white), 2566 nucleotides long. RefSeq names its product upstream activation factor subunit spp27 (gene Non2). The transcript is spliced from 4 exons. The record is from RefSeq and is a predicted model, not a curated record. Gene Ontology annotation, cellular component: nucleus. Lineage: Eukaryota; Metazoa; Arthropoda; Insecta; Lepidoptera; Pieridae. The coding region runs from base 107 to 685 and encodes 192 amino acids.